This is a messenger RNA of Tympanuchus pallidicinctus (lesser prairie-chicken), 1049 nucleotides long. It is a transcript of the gene TMEM109, whose product is annotated as transmembrane protein 109. The transcript is spliced from 4 exons. NCBI's taxonomy places the organism in Eukaryota, Metazoa, Chordata, Aves, Galliformes, Phasianidae. The coding region runs from base 160 to 777 and encodes 205 amino acids. Gene Ontology annotation, biological process: intrinsic apoptotic signaling pathway in response to DNA damage by p53 class mediator; cellular response to gamma radiation. The record is from RefSeq and is a predicted model, not a curated record.
CCCGGCGCACCCCGCGCAGGACUGCAGCUCCCAUGGCGCCCCGCGGCGGCGGGCUCGCGGCAGGACCGUUCGUGCGUUGCGGCCGACCUGCCCCGCAGCGCCCCCGUGCGGCAGUGGGCGGCGCUGCCCUGUGCGAGGACCCCAUUGCCAGUGCCGAGGAUGGGGGCUUUCGGCGGUGCCAUGGCUGCCUUGAAUGAGACCCUGUGGCAGCUGGGCCACACCGCCUGGGCCAGCCUGGAGGGCUGCCUGGAAGCCGAGCCGCUGCGCCUGCUGGCCGAGAGCCUGCUGGCUGCACUCUGGCUCACCGCCUCGGCCAUCUCAUCGGGCCUGGCCGUGCUGAGCAGAGCACUGGGGGAUCUGCUGGAUGCCUGCGGCUUGCACGGGGCCUGGCUGGCGGGCAGCGUGGCGCUGAGCCCCGGCGCGGUGCAGCGGGUCUUGCUGUGGGGGCUGUUAGCUGUGAUGUGGGUCCACCUCCUGCCGUGGCUGCUGGGCCGGGUCGUGGCACUGCUGCGGCCCGUGCUGCGCUGGCUGCGGCUCUGUGUCUUCCUGGGAGCCUUCCUGCACGUGGCGGCGGCAGAGGACAGCGGCCUCGUGGUUCGGGCAGCCAUGCUGCUGGGGCUCUGGGGGCUCUACGUGCUGCUGGGAGGUGGCAGGGCCCCCCCGCCCAGCCCUGCUGCACACCUGGAGGCUGCUGUGCGCAGCCUGGAGUGGAAGGUGGAGGAGCUGCGGAGGAGGCAGCAGCGCUAUGGGGCAGCACGGGGCCGUGCGGAGGAGUGAGGGGUGUGGGGGGGCCCUGUGUGUGUGUGUGUGUGUGUGUGUGUGUUUGUGUGUGUAUGGGCCCCCCCAGUGCCCCGCAUCAGUGCCUUCACUAACACCAUGCCCAAGCCCUGAACCCGCUCACACCAAAGUGCCUGGGGGGUCCCACACCGGGUAACCCCCCCAGCCAUAGGAUGAGGGCUACGUGCUUGGAUUGCUGUUGUGGAAUUGGCCACAUUGGUUUGCUGCUGUGUUUAUUUGGCCACCAAAUAAAGUUUGCUGUCCACACUGUG